This is a messenger RNA of Echinostoma caproni, 459 nucleotides long. Lineage: Eukaryota; Metazoa; Platyhelminthes; Trematoda; Plagiorchiida; Echinostomatidae. The record is from the annotation of a GenBank genome assembly.
AUGCACCGUCGGCAAGUGGGGGACAGAACGGACUUCAUUUACCAAUCUACGCCAAACUUGAACGACGAUCAUAGCAUCGACCAAUACGACUUUGAACAAUCCAUUUCGGGAACAUUGCCCAAAUGGAAAUCCGAGGACCAAUGUGACGCUUCCGAGGAACUGAGUAUGCAAUCCUUCAUAACAAAGGAGAUCAAUCCGGACGAAGACCCGGAGAUGAAAACGUUCAAACAACAAGUCACUCGUGUCAUUCAUGACGGAUUAGGUGCGGAUAUGAAAGAGUGCAACUUGGCAUCGCAGAUUGGGAAAAGUUUGGAGGAACAGUACGGACGAACAUGGCACGUGCAUGUCAGCCAGAAAACCAUUGGUUGUGCGUUUGGUCAUCUACCAGGUCGACUGAUCCAGCUAAAAAAUAAGGGAUACUUUGUGGUCGCUUACCAAACGCUGCCCACAGAGAUCUAG